Molecule: messenger RNA, 1257 nt
Organism: Cornus florida
Lineage: Eukaryota; Viridiplantae; Streptophyta; Magnoliopsida; Cornales; Cornaceae
Product: probable protein phosphatase 2C 80
Exons: 4
Coding region: 238-1020 (260 amino acids)
Source: RefSeq, a predicted model, not a curated record
GAGAGAGAGAGAGAGAUACAUGUAUAAAACUUGCAUCAUCGGAGGCGUAGAUAUAUUCCUAAUCCUACCAAUAAUCGUAUUUUCCUAUUCCUAGUAAAGCUCUGAGUAAUCAAUUUCUCCUCCUGUUCACACGAGGGUUCAUUCUUAAAUUACUUUGUUAAACUUCUUAUAUCCAUCAUCAUCGAAUCAUCGAUAACGUAUCACUACUCUCAUUCUUGCUCUCUGUGACCUUUGACAAUGGACUUUGCGAUUUCUGGACCAACUCUUCCAAUCGACAGGAAAAAAAGCUUGAAUAUGGUUUGUGGAGCUUUCUACAUACCAAAGGAGAAAUCCCGAACUCCUCAAGGGGAUGAUGCCCACUUUAUAUGUGAAGAAAGCCAAACGAUUGGUGUCGCGGAUGGCGUUGGAGGCUGGUGGAAGAGUGGUGUAGAUGCAGGAGAAUAUGCUCGGCAACUCAUAACAAACUGUGUUAAUGCAAUCCAAAACAAAGCAAGAAGUGACGUUGAUCCGAGAAAGGUUUUGGAUGAAGCCUACUCAAAGACCAAUGUUAAAGGAUCAUCUACAGCUUGCAUAUUAACACUGAAAGAUAAUCAUUUGCACGCUGCGAAUGUGGGUGAUAGCGGAUUUUUGUUGAUUAGAGAAGGAGAAGAUGUUUACAAAUCACCAAUUCAGCAACGCCGCUUCAAUCAUCCAUAUCAGCUUGGAAACACAUCAAAAGAUAAACCAAGUUCAGCACAGAUUUUUGAAAUUGCAGUAAGGGCUGGAGAUCUAAUUGUUGUUGGCACGGACGGUCUGUUUGACAACAUGUUUGCAAAUCAGAUUGAGGAUGUUGUGAAAAUGGUGAGUAGAGAUUGUGUUGACGUAGAGCAUGUUGCCCGGGCAAUAGCUGAACAUGCUUAUUACAACUCAGUGGACGCAGCUGCUGGUACUCCGUUUACAGAAGCAUCUCUCAUGGCAGGGAAAGAUCGUUUUGGUGGCAAAGAAGAUGACAUAACUGUUAUUGUUGCUUAUAUUCUUUGAUCAGUAAGUUGUGUGUUUCCAAUGGAUAAGAGCUCAUGUCAGGUUAAUGGAGUGCCAAGCUGGAGAUUGUAAAUAGAAUUUAGUAGCUUACGAGCAACUUUUUGUUGAGAAAUAUUUGAAUUCACUGAAGUUGUCCUCUGUAUAAGCCGAUCAAUGGAAAGAAUGAACUAAUUUCUUAGAGAACAUUUUUGCGAAACCAGUUCAUAUUGUUGAUCAACAAGGCGUUUGUGUUAACAA